AUGACGUCAUGGCGUCAGAAGAUCAUUGGUCCGUCUGAUGAUUGGCUGACGAACGUUUCUACACGAUAUAAGGGCUUUACAUGCUCAUUCUGUAGCAAAGUGUUACCGGGGAAACGUGACUUUGCAUCUCACAUACUUGGCUGCACAGGUGGUUGGCCGGCCACAACUUUACCCCGUUUUAAGCUAUUUGAUACUCAAUGCUCAUUCUGUCGUAAGGUCUUCCCAGGAAAAGCUUCCCUCGAAUCUUACCUGAGAAUCCACACUGGUGAAAAACCAUUCAAUUGUUCAUUCUGUGGGAGGAGUUUUCGCCGCAAUGAUCAUGUGGAGUUACAUGGAAGGAUUCAUACAGGAGAGAAACCAUAUGAAUGUCAGAUUUGUGGGAAGGCAUUUUCUGAUCCUUCAGCUGCCCGAAAGCAUACAAAAUUGAAAUUCUAUGUUACCUUAUUUACAUAUCAUCUCAAUUCUAUUUUUCAGGUUUCUGGUUCUUUGGAUAUUUGGCCUGCGAUUUCAACUCAUAUAAAGGUCUGCCCGUUCUGUAAAAAACCCUUUUGCGGGAAAAGUGCACUAGAAAUUCAUCUCAGGACCCACACUGGUGAAAAACCAUUCAAGUGCUCCUUCUGUGGGAAGGCCUUUAGCCGUAAACAACACGUAACGCUUCAUGAGAGGAUCCAUACAGGAGAAAAGCCUUAUAAGUGUGACAUUUGUGGGAAGGCUUUUACUGAUAGCUCUAAUAAGAGGGCCCACUUGGCAAAAUGUUUGCAGCAGAGUUUGUUUACCAACAGGAGUGCGUUUUAUGAGUUGAAGUUAAUGAUGCCCCUCUCUUUCUACUUUCAGAUAUUUGAUCCCGGCUCGAUCAGUCACAGUUCCCCAAUAGCUUUACCACGAAAUGCUGUCGCGUGUCCCAUUUGUACCAAGCUCUUCAUGAAUAAGAAGGCAUUGGAGGGUCAUUACCGCACACACACCGGUGAUAAACCAUUCACCUGCUCAUACUGUGGAAAAGGCUUCUCUUGGAAAAAUCAUUGGAAAACGCACGAGAGGAUUCAUACUGGAGAAAAGCCUUACAAAUGUCAGAUUUGUGGCAGAAGUUUUGCUGAUAGCUCAGCGUUUCGGAGGCACAAGCUGAUGCACAUGAAGCUAACGUAGCUAUGUUGGCCAAUC
Lineus longissimus is the source of this 1158-nucleotide messenger RNA. Its product is annotated as zinc finger protein 253-like. Gene Ontology annotation, molecular function: DNA-binding transcription factor activity, RNA polymerase II-specific. Lineage: Eukaryota; Metazoa; Nemertea; Pilidiophora; Heteronemertea; Lineidae. Gene Ontology annotation, cellular component: nucleus. Gene Ontology annotation, biological process: regulation of transcription by RNA polymerase II. The transcript has 6 exons. The record is from RefSeq and is a predicted model, not a curated record. The coding region runs from base 1 to 1143 and encodes 380 amino acids.